Molecule: messenger RNA, 751 nt
Organism: Ricinus communis (castor bean)
Lineage: Eukaryota; Viridiplantae; Streptophyta; Magnoliopsida; Malpighiales; Euphorbiaceae
Product: ubiquitin-40S ribosomal protein S27a
Exons: 1
Coding region: 118-588 (156 amino acids)
Biological process (GO): protein ubiquitination; modification-dependent protein catabolic process; translation
Cellular component (GO): ribosome; nucleus; cytoplasm
Molecular function (GO): protein tag activity; structural constituent of ribosome; ubiquitin protein ligase binding
Source: RefSeq, a predicted model, not a curated record
ACAAAACCCUAAAAUUCCCUUCAUAUCUAAAGCGAGCCACACCGGCAUUUGAAACCCUAGCCGAAAAGACCUCUUCAUAUUCCUACACUCUCUUUUCUCUGCAUCGGUGGCGGAAAGAUGCAGAUCUUCGUGAAAACCCUAACGGGUAAGACCAUAACCCUAGAGGUUGAAUCCUCCGAUACCAUCGACAAUGUGAAGGCCAAGAUCCAAGACAAGGAAGGCAUCCCACCGGACCAGCAACGGCUAAUCUUCGCAGGAAAGCAACUCGAAGACGGCCGUACACUUGCGGACUACAACAUCCAGAAGGAGUCUACUUUGCAUCUGGUGCUGCGAUUGAGAGGAGGGGCGAAAAAGAGAAAGAAGAAGACGUACACCAAGCCCAAGAAGAUCAAGCACAAGAAGAAGAAGGUGAAGCUCGCUGUCCUUCAGUUUUACAAGGUCGAUGAUAGCGGAAAAGUGCAGAGGUUGAGGAAAGAGUGUCCGAACGCGGAGUGUGGUGCUGGCACUUUUAUGGCUAAUCAUUUUGAUAGGCACUACUGCGGUAAGUGUGGUCUUACUUAUGUCUACCAGAAGGCUGGUGGUGAUUAGGGCAACAAAUUUAAGUCCUUUGAGUACUAUGUCAUUUUGAGAUUAUUGUUGGACCAAGUAUUAUGGCAUUUCUUUUGUUGUUAUGAGUUUUGUUUGGAUAAUUUUGGAUGGUACUUCUUUUUGAAGUUAUAAUGGAUAAUUAGUGGCUCAUUUUAUAUCUAUA